Messenger RNA from Nerophis ophidion (straightnose pipefish), 3102 nucleotides. RefSeq lists its product as uncharacterized. NCBI's taxonomy places the organism in Eukaryota, Metazoa, Chordata, Actinopteri, Syngnathiformes, Syngnathidae. The transcript is spliced from 5 exons. The record is from RefSeq and is a predicted model, not a curated record. The coding region runs from base 162 to 2567 and encodes 801 amino acids.
CGGAGGACGCGUUGCCGCAGCCGCGGAUACCGCAGGAAGUACUAAAGGAAGAAGAAGAAGAAGUACUACCAUGCGUGUAGCAAGUAGGAUGUAAUGGGAUGUUUAAAUGUUUUCUUUUAUCCACUUAAGCUGUGUUUUUAAUUACACGGCUGAUAUUUUGUAUGUUCCCAUUCAUAACGGAAAACCAGUCUCGGGAACUGCGAAUAGUGUACAAACUUUACCUCGACAGCAUGUCCGAAGCGGAUAAAGAUGUAGAUUGGAGUAAAGGUGCGUUUUUGUCCGACUCAUGCCACCUGCUUGUGGAAAAGUCCCCCCCUGACUAUGUGAGGAAAAUAUCUACAUUUCUCGAUGGUUCGGCGGGUCUGUUCAGCCAAAAUCCCAUGUGUGAUGAUGGUCCACCUGGACCAGAAAGUGAUUCAGGAGACAGCCUCUUUCUCACGCAAUUGUCCCAGCCUGUGAGGACCACCAGACGCCGAAGAUCAACAGCGCAUAACUUUCCCUUCGAGCUCGAGGACAGUGAGGGAUCCGCUUCAUCGUUUUAUGUCCGACGGGGAAAGAAAAGAAAGAUCACUGUUCCGAAAUAUAGCUUUCCUUUUCUCACGGAGAGAAGGGGGAAGGCCAAAAGCACUCGGUUAACCACCAAAAAGAAUAACAAACUCCAUAAUUAUGUGAUUGGGGGCUUCUUUAAAUGUCUAGAUGUCUGGCAGACUGCACAUAAUUUCCAAGCAGCAUUACCCACAAUUGACCAAGAUGGAGAGAACAUAUCACCCCUGACAGAGGACGAGGGAGAAGAAAACUCUGGAGACGAGGACUUCAAGGUAGUGGAAAGAAAGUGUUUCCUGGCAAAAUCCAAAGCAAAGAACCUUCACACUUGGUACUCACCACCGCCGUGUAUCAUGAAUGAAAAAGGUGCUGCUUCUCAACAAAGAGAGAAAAAUGUCCAAAUGUCAACUUUGACGAAAGAGAAAACCAAUGUUGGGUCCACUUCUACCAGAAAUAUUAAACUCAUAAGCAAUGAUGUAGUACAGACCCAAACAUCAAAGUGUCCAACACAAAAAACAAAGAGCAUUUUCUUGGCUACCUUGGUUGGACAUGAGCCAGUCAAUCAAGAGAAAAGCCAAGUGGACACUUAUUGUGAUGAACUGUCGUUGGAAGGACAGGAUGCUGUCAAUGAAAUUAAUGAUCAUCUCAACAACACAGACAAUGUAGAUGAGACUGACCAAGAAAAAGGAACGGAUUUUGUCUUCAUACAGGAAAAAAUUGGUUGUGUUGCAACAUCAGCCCAUGACAACCUGCUGCUUAAUGGAUACAAAGAGAUGGAGAACAUAUCACAUAAUGCGAACACAAUAAGGUCAGAGGAUAAUUGCAGGGGGGAAAGUGACAUUGCCCCACUAAAACAAAAGAAAAAGAAGAGAAAGAACAGACAGGAGGAUGAGAAUGCAAACUUGGAGCAUAACCUCAGUGUGAAACUAGAUUGCGUGUUUUCUGUGCCAAGACAGAGCAGCUGCGAGAAGAAGAAAAACAAAAGAGUGGAGGAGAGUGACAAUGUUGAAGAAUUCUCUUCCUGCGCCACCAGAGAUGAGAGUCCAAGGAAAAAGAGGAACAAAAAGAAAUCGCAUGAAAUAUCAACAGAGCCAUUAAAAGAACCAGAGUGUCAUUUACACUUGAUGGCAGCUUCUCAGGAAACUAUAAAAAGAAAAAAGAAAAAAAAAUAUCAUAAAACUCAAGAAGACGAUGACAUAAGUGAGAAACCCAUCAAUGAAGUUGAACCUUUGACUGGGCGUACAAGAAAGAGGAAGAAAGUUUCUUCCUGUGUAUCUGAGGAGGCGUCUAUAUAUAACCCUCAAAAUGUUGCUGACAAAACCCAGAAGACGACUGACGACAAAGAUUCUGAACUCAAGAGGAAAAGAUCUUGUGGAAACAUCCAAGAAAACCAGACCUCUUCCUUCCUCGUUGCUGAUUGUGUAGAGGCAGACUCACAUGAUCGGAAAAAGAAGAAGAAGAAAAAGAAGUCAGCUGACCCCCAGAACACUGUGGAUGUUGGUAGAGCAUCAUGUCAGAGUGAUUCGUCUGAAACUGCCAAAGUGGGCUCAGACAUUAAGGUAACCCCCGAAAAUGCAGUUUGUUUGGAACCCUUGCAACUUGACCAGGCUGAGGUGAAAACAAAGAAAAAGAAAAAGAAGAAGAAGAAGCAUAAAGAUUUACGUCAUGGCGAGCCCAAGGAAAAUCAAACUGAAUCAGAGAGCUCCACCAUCAAGUCAUGUAAGAAAGUCACAACACGGAAUGAAAAGCACGAUACUGAUUCUCUUACCUCUAUGUGGGAACUUGAAGAGCAGAUGUUCAGGGACUUAAAACGUACGAAAAAGAAGCGAAAAAAGCAGCACAUUAUGCAGGAGGCACGAGAAGAACAGCUGACGUCUGAUGAGGCUGAUAAAUGUAACAAAAAUAAGAAUUCUAUGAUAAGAAAAACUGACUCCCUCAUUCAAAGUCCUCAUAAGAAAGUAUCGAGAAAAUCAAAAAAGUCCUCUUUUAAAGAUUCAAUCACACAUGAGAUAGCGCAAAUUUAGUACACAAAGUCCAAUAUUUAACCCAUUGAGUACCCCAAGAACAAUGAUACCUACAUAAUAAUAAUGUAAAUAGAAUAUGAUAUAAAUAGCAUUGGUAAUUUUCAUACAACUUGUAAUCAUUUAUUUAAAUUUUGUUUUUUUAAGACCAUGCCAUUCAAAAAACAGUUGACUGUUAGCUAACUAUUAUUGGAAUCAGAUUGUUUUAUGAUACACUUACAUAUUCAUAUUAGGGCUGUCAAAAUUAACAAGUUAACUUAUAUGAUUAAUCAAAAAACAUUUUUGCUUAAAUUAUUAAACAUACUUAGAUUAAUUAUGCACUUUAUUUUGAUUAUACAAAAUAUUUUACCUUAAUCGCUAUGUUCAUUAUUUAGAUCAAUGCAUACGUCCGUACAAAAAAUGGGGAAGGAGAUGCCGACUGGUGUGCUCGCUGGCAAAUUUCUCUCCAAACUACAACAUGAAGGACCUUUAGAUAAACCACGUUUUGUGCAAAUAAAUUACAUACAUUAAAGUAAAACAUAAAAAAAAAUAUAUAUAU